CUUUGAGAGACUUCUCUGUUUCCUUGGCCCAACUUUCUGUUAACACAAAACACAAAGCAUAAUACAAGGAUCAAUUCUUGACAGCUAAAAAGAUGAGGACGAUCCACGCAAGCUUCCUUUUCGUGCUUUGCUUGCUUCUGGUUCUCAAUUCUGCUGCUUUUUUAUCGCGGCUGCCAAAUCAAGCGUACCCGAUAAAUGCUGAUAUCACGACGUAUCCUCAAAACAAAAAUGAAGUGCCUGGAAGCUCAGCAAUCAAAAAGCAAGCAAAAUUGCUGCCCAUCUCAGUACAGAGACAGCGAAGAUCAGUUGCGUCUAUACAAACGAUGGGUAUUUUUGGGCUCGGUCUGCCCGAGAUCGGUAUUAUUUUAGUCGCAGUUGCUUUUGUCCUGGGACCACAGACACUCGGUAAACUUGCUAAGUCUUCCGCUACCUUGGCAAAUGAGUACAAAGAAGAGCUAAGUCGAGUUCCCGACGAAUUUAAGAAGGGACUGGAGGAAGGUGAGACCGAUGCCCGCGCUCGGAAGGCGAAGCCCGUGAAAGUUCUGCCGAAAGAAGAACGAGAGUAGGUGGACGCUUCGAUAGCACACCGGACAAAAAGUUACUUCAGCUGGAGGUACCAAAAGCAGGCUUUUAGGUGUUACGUCAACUUGACCGAUGCAUUUACUUUUAAACAUGUUGACCGAUGC
This is a messenger RNA of Phaeodactylum tricornutum CCAP 1055/1, 686 nucleotides long. RefSeq lists its product with no specific name. The transcript has a single exon. NCBI's taxonomy places the organism in Eukaryota, Bacillariophyta, Bacillariophyceae, Surirellales, Neidiaceae. The coding region runs from base 93 to 566 and encodes 157 amino acids. The record is from RefSeq and is a predicted model, not a curated record.